AUGACCCAGGGGCGUCGCAUCGAGUACAACUGGAUCAGAGAUGUAGAGACACUUGAGAACUACGAGCCUGGAGGCUACCAUCCUAUCAUGGUCGGCAAAAUGCUGCAUGGACGAUACUAUAUUGCAGACAAACUUGGGCAUGGAGAAUACUCAACUGUAUGGCUGGCCCAUGACACUCAUCUAAAGCGAUAUGUUGCCCUUAAGGUCAAUAUGGCAUCCACAAUCCCACGCGAGCCGAAAGUCCUCAGAGCUCUAUCUGCAUCGCCUGAUCCAUCCUCACCUGAACACACGGGGCAUGGUUUGGUCUCUGACCUGCUAGAUGAGUUUGAGGUGCAAGGUCCCAACGGAACGCAUAGAUGUUACACGGUCACAUUGGCUGCCUGCAGCUUGAGAGAUACCCUGUUCAACUGCUUUUUCCCUUUGGAAAUUGCUCGAGCGCUUUCAUAUGGCCUGACAUGGGCUGUUGCACAUAUUCAUUCACGAGGCUAUGUUCACGGAGAUAUAUAUCUGAAUAACGCUUUGCUAAAGCUCCCUUCAAACUUCGAUGACCUUUCCAUUGAGCAGUUUUACAAGAAAUACGGCGAACCUGAGACAGUCCCUAUUACACAAUGCAGCGGGGAGCCGCUCCCCCCAAAUGUCCCAGCUAAAGCAGUUUUACCGUUGUUUCUUGGAAAGACUGCGGAUAAGCUCACACUCUCCGAAGCACGCCUCCUUCUUAGUGAUUUUGGCGAGGCUUUUGCUCCAGCCUCAGAAAUUCGACUUGGAAAGGACUGCCAUACCCCACUGUCUUUCCGGGCCCCAGAAAUCAAGUUUGAGCUAGAGGGGCUACUCACCUAUUCGUCUGAUAUUUGGAGCCUGGCUACGGCCAUCUGGGAUAUAAUUGGACUGCAUCCUAUAUUCAACUCUAAUUUUGUGACUGAAGAUGAGCUAGUAUGUCAGUAUAUUGAUGUGCUAGGGCCGAUGCCUUCAGAGUGGUGGUUGCGCUGGGAGGGGCGGAGCCAAUUCUUUUCUGAAGAUGGGCAAUCGACGGAGUAUCACCAGAGAAACAAACGGCCUCCACUGAAGGAGACAUUCGAGAACGAUGUGCAGAAAUGGAGGCGAAAAAGGGAAAGUGAGCUUGGAGAAGACGAGGCAGCCGCAUUUCUAGAUUUAAUGCGCCGGAUGCUGGUGUUUCGACCAGAAGGGCGACUAACUGCUGACGAGGUGCUCCAGUCAGAGUGGAUGGUUAAGUGGGCAUUGCCUGAUUACAAUCGGAGUUUGAAGGAUUCACUUUGA
Molecule: messenger RNA, 1275 nt
Organism: Aspergillus heteromorphus CBS 117.55
Lineage: Eukaryota; Fungi; Ascomycota; Eurotiomycetes; Eurotiales; Aspergillaceae
Product: kinase-like protein
Exons: 2
Coding region: 1-1275 (424 amino acids)
Biological process (GO): regulation of mRNA processing; protein phosphorylation; spliceosomal complex assembly
Molecular function (GO): protein kinase activity; ATP binding
Source: RefSeq, a predicted model, not a curated record